UUUAUUCCUUCAUCGAUCAGAGAGAGAUCUCACUCAUUUCCAAUCUCAGAUCCCUUCUUCCCGCUUCCCUCACUGCCACCAUCAUUUUUACCGAUCUGGGUAUCUCCCAAGACCCCGAAGCAAACAAUGGGUAUAGGUGGGUCUUUGAGCGACGGCAUCAUAAAGAAGAUCCUUCUUUCAUACACCUACGUAGCAAUCUGGAUCUUCCUCAGCUUCACCGUAAUCGUCUACAAUAAAUACAUCCUCGACAAGAAGAUGUACAAUUGGCCUUUCCCAAUUUCCCUAACGAUGAUCCACAUGUCCUUUUGUGCUUCCCUCGCUUUCAUCCUCAUUAAAGUCUUCAAAGCCGUCGAGCCCGUUUCGAUGUCUCGUGAGCUUUACCUCUUUUCCGUUGUACCCAUCGGUGCUCUUUACUCUCUCAGCCUCUGGCUCUCGAAUUCCGCCUACAUUUACUUGUCUGUCUCGUUUAUCCAGAUGCUUAAAGCAUUGAUGCCCGUUGCCGUUUAUUCCAUUGGCGUUAUGUUUAAAAAAGAAGGGUUCAAGACUGAUACAAUGGUCAACAUGUUGUCGAUCUCUUUCGGAGUCGCCAUUGCUGCUUACGGCGAAGCCAAGUUCGAUACUUGGGGUGUGAUUUUGCAAUUGGGAGCUGUUGCUUUCGAGGCUACCAGGUUGGUUAUGAUUCAGAUUUUGCUUACUUCUAAAGGAAUCACCUUGAAUCCGAUUACUUCCCUAUAUUAUGUUGCCCCAUGCUGUUUGGUUUUCUUGACGGUUCCAUGGAUUUUCGUUGAGUACCCAAUUUUGAAAGAGACUUCGAGCUUCCAUUUCGAUUUCGUCAUAUUCGGGACCAAUUCAUUUUGUGCUUUUGCUCUGAACUUAGCUGUGUUCUUACUGGUUGGAAAGACUUCUGCAUUGACAAUGAAUGUAGCUGGAGUUGUCAAGGACUGGUUGUUGAUUGCCUUCUCUUGGUCUGUCAUCAAGGAUACCGUGACACCCAUCAACUUAUUUGGGUAUGGACUUGCGUUUUUGGGAGUUGCUUACUAUAAUCAUUCAAAGUUGCAGGCUUUGAAGUCCAAAGAAGCACAAAAGAAAGCUACUCAAGCAGACGAGGAAGCUGGAAGAUUGUUGGAAGAAAGGGAAAGUGAAGGAACCGGCAAAAAGAGUGAAUCUCAAGAUUAGAACAGGUUGCAAAAUAAGUGCUGAAGGGAAGAGAUGUUUUGAUGAUGAUGAUCCAAAGAGCUUGCAUUCAAGGUCAAAAUACAAAAUAUGAAAAGGGAUAAUGCAUUUGGGUUUUGGU
This is a messenger RNA of Hibiscus syriacus, 1294 nucleotides long. Its product is annotated as probable sugar phosphate/phosphate translocator At5g25400. The record is from RefSeq and is a predicted model, not a curated record. NCBI's taxonomy places the organism in Eukaryota, Viridiplantae, Streptophyta, Magnoliopsida, Malvales, Malvaceae. Gene Ontology annotation, cellular component: Golgi apparatus; trans-Golgi network; endosome. The transcript has 2 exons. Gene Ontology annotation, molecular function: antiporter activity. Bases 127 to 1176 code for a protein of 349 amino acids.